CUCCCCGUUAAGGGUCCCGUUUCCCGCAGGAUGGGACCCGAGCCCCGCUCCCCCCGCCCCGUUACGGGUCCCGUUCCCCCGCAGGAUGGGGCCCGGGCGCCGCGCCGCCGGUCGCACCGUUGAAGCGGACGGCCCGCACCGCUCCCUGCCCGCACUCCAGGGUCUGCACCCGCUGCCGCGGCAGCUCGGGCCGGCUGGGCCGGGGCUGCGGGAAAGCCAUCGGCGGGGCUCGGCCCCGGCAGCGGAGCCGGAGCUGGAGCCGCGGCGGCUUCUUCCGGUGGCGGCGGCGGAAGCGGGCGGCGGCGCGCUAUGGCGGACCCGCGGCGGCCCGCACGGGUGGCCAGGUACAAGCCACCGGCCACCGAGACCAACCCGGCGCUGGAGGACCCCACACCCGAUUACAUGAACCUGCUGGGGAUGGUCUUCAGCAUGUGCGGGCUCAUGCUUAAGCUGAAGUGGUGCGCCUGGAUCGCCGUUUACUGCUCCUUCAUCAGCUUCGCCAACUCCCGCAGCUCCGAGGACACGAAGCAGAUGAUGAGCAGCUUCAUGCUCUCCAUCUCGGCCGUGGUGAUGUCCUACCUGCAGAACCCGCAGCCCAUGUCCCCGCCCUGGUGACAGCCGCCGCGGGGAGGGGGGGCGCACAAUAAAGGCACUGCUGUGGCUUGUGA
This is a messenger RNA of Strigops habroptila (Kakapo), 668 nucleotides long. RefSeq names its product WD repeat domain 83 opposite strand (gene WDR83OS). Gene Ontology annotation, cellular component: endoplasmic reticulum membrane. The transcript has 4 exons. The record is from RefSeq and is a predicted model, not a curated record. Gene Ontology annotation, biological process: protein insertion into ER membrane. Gene Ontology annotation, molecular function: protein folding chaperone. Bases 310 to 615 code for a protein of 101 amino acids. Lineage: Eukaryota; Metazoa; Chordata; Aves; Psittaciformes; Psittacidae.